GUGUCACACAAACUGGCAACUGGGAAAUCUCCCGCAGCAAACUAACAGGUGUCCUCCUCCUCCUUCAGAUCCACAGUCACAUCACAGGGGGGCCGCUUGUUUGUCCACUCCGCGCACACACUCUCUCCUGCAACUCAUCUGAACGCGUUGGCUUCACUUUAUCUGACCGUCCAAACUUCCCACUAAAUAACUUUUGACUCCAUCUCUACAAAUGAUGCACUCGGCGCAGAAAGACACCACGUUCACCAAGAUCUUUGUAGGAGGUCUUCCUUAUCACACGACCGACUCCAGUCUGAGGAAAUACUUCGAGGUGUUUGGAGAUAUCGAGGAAGCUGUUGUCAUUACAGAUCGGCAGACGGGGAAAUCCAGAGGUUAUGGAUUUGUGACCAUGGCUGACCGGGCCUCUGCUGACCGAGCUUGCAAGGACCCUAACCCCAUUAUAGACGGCAGGAAGGCCAAUGUAAACCUGGCUUACCUAGGGGCCAAACCCAGAGUCAUACAGCCAGGGUUUGCGUUUGGUGUGCCUCAGAUUCAUCCUGCAUUCAUCCAAAGACCUUAUGGAGUUCCUGCCCACUAUGUGUACCCACAGGCCUUUGUCCAGCCCAGUAUGGUAAUCCCUCAUGUGCAACCUUCUGCUGCUACAGCAGCAACAGCUGCUGCUGCCACUUCCCCGUACCUUGACUAUACUGGAGCAGCAUACGCCCAGUACUCUGCUGCUGCUACUGCCGCUGCAGCUGCUGCUGCAUAUGAGCAGUAUCCAUAUGCUGCCUCACCAGCACCAACCAGCUACAUGACCACAGCAGGGUACGGAUACGCCGUCCAGCAGCCACUCGCCACUGCUGCCACCCCAGGAGCUGCUGCUGCUGCUGCAGCCUUCAGUCAGUACCAACCUCAGCAGCUGCAGACAGACCGAAUGCAGUGAAACCAUUGAACUACAUUUAUGGAGGUUAACACCAUGCUACAACGAAGAGAGCAACACGAGGCAGUGGAAGACUGAAGAGGCUGAAUGAUGGUUGUCACUCCCAGGUUUUAACUAAGCAGGCCUUCUACCUAUGAGUCAGGAGAAAUCACCAAAAAGUGUGGAGCAAAUCAGAAUUUACUGUUAACUUUAUUCAAGUGAGAUCAGUAUUGUGUCACUGUGUUAUACAUAUUAAUAUUUAAUAUUUAUUUAGCAGUAAAAUAUUUAAUGUUAAUUGAAGGGAACUCACUUGACCUUAUGUCAACCAUCGCUGAAUUCUGUAUAUAUGUUGCUGUGGAAUUUGUACAAAAUUCCCUGGUGCAUUUAUGUCUUAUAAUCCAGUUUCUUCCCCUCUACUUUGACAAAGAGAAAAAGAAAAUACUUGCAGAUACUUGAGAACAGCAGGAUACACCAUAGUGCUCGUUUCAGUGUUUCAUAGCUUUGGAACAGUAUUUUGUUUGGUACAGCUAUGCAGACACAGAUAAAGAGGUCAGUGUUUCAUUCGGAUUCUUCCUUUUUUGUAACUGUUUGGAGUGAGAUAGAUUAGACACCCUUGUAGUCAUAUUUCCUUGUUAGUAUGUAAUACAAAUGCUGAAGCUGACUAAAGCACUCACUUUUCUUCCCCUUUAUAUUGCACCUCAAGUAAGCUCAGUAAAAGGGAAGAACCAUUGUUGAAUGUGAAUUUCUAAUUUUCCUUUAGACAAAUUGUUUCAUAAUGUGCCUUUUAAAUUAUGCUAUUUAUAUAUUUAUUAUGGAGCCUUACAGUAAAACACCCUUUAUUCUGUGCUCAUGUUGGUAUGAAGCCUGCUGUAGAACAUGUCCACAUGUGCUGCUGCAUAAUGAUCACAAACAAAAUAGGAUGUCUAAACUUUGCUAAACAAAGUAAAACACUGUGCAUAAAGAACAAAAUAGGAGUGGAAAGGAAGAAUUACGUCUAUCGAGUUUCUGUUUUCUAAAGAUUUGAUUUUGUCGUCUCAAAUAGAUCCUUAAGUCUGUAAUAUCGCUUUUUAUACUUGACCAGUUUGAUGAAGAACAGAGUGAGAACUGUUGACUUUUUAAAGUUUUGACAUUUGAUGUCAUUAGACAACAAAUGUUUUCUAAUGCAAGGCUGUCAGCUGUUAGGCCUUGUACUUUUUAAUGCAUGACUCAAAAUAAUGCAAACAUUUACUAUGUGAAAUAAAAAUAAAUUCAACUUCACCUUCA
Messenger RNA from Notolabrus celidotus (New Zealand spotty), 2161 nucleotides. It is a transcript of the gene rbm24b, whose product is annotated as RNA binding motif protein 24b. NCBI's taxonomy places the organism in Eukaryota, Metazoa, Chordata, Actinopteri, Labriformes, Labridae. The record is from RefSeq and is a predicted model, not a curated record. The transcript is spliced from 4 exons. Gene Ontology annotation, cellular component: cytosol. Bases 212 to 922 code for a protein of 236 amino acids. Gene Ontology annotation, molecular function: mRNA 3'-UTR binding.